GGAUGCAGCUCGCACGCUGAUCCGGAGUAGCACAAGUCUUUGCGUCACACGGACACACACUACGGAAGAUAACCGAGACCACGACCGACACCGGGGGACAAGCUUAACCUGCCGGUGGAACUUGCUUUAAUGCAUUUAGCCGUCGUUGCUGUCUUCUGGUUUAAAAAAAAAAGACUUCAACUCGCUACACCCGUAUUUCCGCCAAGAGGACUAAAUAAUACGCGGCGAGGAAUGCUAUCUGAGCAUCAAUGUUUCACUGGGGAAAGUGGAAGAAGAGGAUGGGAGCCAAUAGUUCGUCAAAGAGACCAGUUUUCGAUGAAAAGGAAGAUGUAAACUUUGACCACUUUCAAAUAUUGCGGGCCAUUGGGAAGGGGAGCUUUGGAAAGGUAUGCAUUGUGCAAAAGAGGGACACAGAGAAGAUGUACGCCAUGAAGUACAUGAACAAACAACAAUGUAUCGAGAGAGAUGAGGUCCGAAACGUCUUUAGAGAGCUUGAGAUCCUACAGGAAAUUGAACAUGUAUUUUUAGUAAAUCUCUGGUACUCAUUCCAGGAUGAGGAGGACAUGUUUAUGGUGGUGGACCUCCUGCUUGGAGGAGACCUUCGUUACCACCUGCAGCAGAGCGUCCAGUUCAGCGAGGAUGCAGUCAAACUUUACCUCUGUGAGAUGACACUCGCAUUAGACUACCUGCAGAGCCAGCACAUUGUCCACAGAGAUGUCAAGCCAGACAACAUUCUUUUGGAUGAGCAAGGUCACGCUCAUCUGACAGACUUCAACAUUGCGACAAUAAUAAAGGAUGGAGAGCGAGCAACAGCCUUGGCUGGAACCAAGCCAUACAUGGCUCCAGAGAUCUUUCAGUCCUUCAUGAAUGGAGGGAUGGGCUACGCCUUUGAGGUAGACUGGUGGUCAUUAGGGGUGACGGUCUUCGAAGUUCUGCGGGGAUGGAGGCCGUAUGACAUUCAUGCCAGUAACUCACUGGAGUCUUUAAUCCAGCUCUUUAGCACCGUUAGUGUCCAGUACAGCGCAGCCUGGCCUAAAGAUCUGGUUUCUCUUUUGAGGAAGCUACUUACAGUGAACCCAGAGCAUCGUUUCUCCAGCUUGUCUGACAUGCAGACUUCUCCCUACCUCGCUGACAUCAACUGGGACGCUGUUUACGAAAAGAAGAUGGACGCCGGAUUUGUUCCGAAUAAAGGUCGCCUCCACUGCGACCCCACCUUUGAGCUGGAGGAGAUGAUUCUGGAAUCACGUCCCCUUCACAAGAAGAAGAAAAGAUUGGCCAAAAACCGGUCUCGAGACAACAGCAAAGAUUCACAGUCUGAGAACGACUAUCUACAGGAGUGCCUUGAAGCGGUGCAGCAAGAGUUCAUGAUCUUUAACCGUGAGAAGUUGAAAAAGCGCCAAGAGGAGGGUCAUUGUGAGACUGGGGGUGAUGAUGCCAGUGGAGAUGGCGACGCGGAGGCCACAGGCACGGACGACGACGCGGCCGAGCCUGAACCUGAGCCCGAGCCUGGGAUGGAGCCCGAGCCCGAGUCUUCUUCCAAAUUGAGCAUGUGUGGCUCGGUGUGUUCCUCCCCAGGCAGCUGCUAGCGCCACAUCAGCUUAUGAUGUAGGGCGAAGGUCUCUCUCUCUGCCAUGCCCAUGGAUACAUUCUCUCCUCUCUGCUUAGUAGCCGUAGCUGACAGUAGACAGUAGCCACGACGGGAGGAAACACACAGCAGGGGGGAUUGACGCACUGCAGGACCCGAUUAGUUUUUGGGUGGGUUUUUUUCAGUAGCACCAUUCCCGGUCAGGCGUAAAUGAAGCGGAUUCUCCACCUCCUUGUCUGCCCUUCAUCAUGCUCUAACUUCUAUGCAACUUUGCAACAUAGUAUGACAAACCAAGUAUCACCCACUCGGAGGUUAAGUGGAAUGCUCCGCAAAGAUGAUGACAUCCCCAGCAAUGUUCAUGAUAUUUUGGGGUCUUCGGUGGUUUUAGCGGAGAAUGCUUCUUAACUCCUCCACUUCAGAAUCAUCCUGGGAUGACUGAAUUAUUCAGCACACGCAGGCAGUUUUACAGUUUUGCCUGUCUCGACUUCACUCUCCCUCUCAGCCUCUCUUAUGUCAUGUGUGUCCCAAUUCAGAGCAAUUGUGUGUGUGCGUGUGCUCGAAUGCAACACCUUCAGAAAAAUCUUUGUUUAUGCAGCAGUGGCAAACAUUGUCUUAAGUUGCAUUUACUGAUGAUUGUUUGUACUGAUCCCAUUCUAACCAUGGGUCAACACCAACUUUCCGACUACAGUGGAUGCCCACAUAUUCGCGAUCAACAUUUAUUUGUGGGAAAACCCACUAUUUUGGGCUUUUAAUUGAACAUAAUUAGGCCAUACUGGUAACAAAAACAUCUGAUUUGCCCUAAAUUGGUAACACUUGAGUUGCGCAUAAAGUACUCAGAAGCAAACUUCAAUUUGCUUGAGAAGAUGCUCUUUACGUGCAGUUAAUAUUUACACUCUUACUCACACAUCACAAACCAACAGCUCAUCAACCCAAAUGCCUACCUCACUCACAAACAUGACACAACAAGUAACACAUUUGCAACACACAAUGUAACUGUACCGCACGGACUACGGAAGUAUAUAUCGUAUAGUAAGUAGAGGCUUAUAUACUAAUAUACAUGGAAAAACAGUAUUUUAUACUAAUUUAUAACCGGCAAGGCAAGCUGAGAAGUCCACUCGCACACUUCCCCAACAGGAAGUUACCCCGCAUGCCUUGCAAGUUAUAAACCAGAACACAUUUACAGCAACACACAAGAGCACGAGUCUCAUUUAUGUCUUAAAAAGCACUUAUUUUCUCUUAUUAUGUCUGCUAUAUUGGGUAAUAUGAGUGUAAAGGUGACUAUAGGGGUGUUAUUUCAUGUCUAGAGAGCUCUAAUAAUGCUAAAAACUGAACAUAUUGUAUUCAUAAAUAAGGAAUCCUACUUCCUGGAAAUUCACUUUUCGGGGUUGGGUCUGGAACUAAUUAAUCGUGAUAAACGAUUAAUUAGUAGUAGUAGAUUAACGAUAUCAUUGUAGUAUUGUUUUGCAUGUAUUUCUAUACCCGCAUAGUCAGUGUGGUGCAGUUACAUUGUGUGUUCCUCAUGUUAUUUUUGGUUGCACUGUGAGUGAAGGGGGCGUUUGAUUUGAGGACCUCCUGUUAGUUUGUGUUAGUGUCAAUCCAGACAAUUUAAUGGACAUCUUAAUUGUUCGUGUCUUUCGGCAUUCACAAAUGGUCUGAAUGCAGCUUGCACAAAUAGUGGGGAUCUACUGUGGUAGCCCACUAUUAUUUCUGAAAUACAUGUGCAAAGAUGAGUACGUUGAUGAAAUAUUUAGCUUGUCAUUGUGUGUGUAAAAUGACAAAGAUGAAGUAUUCCAUACCUGCUGCAUUUUCUGACUUAAAGGAAAACUGCACAUUUUUAAAAAUUUUGCCCAUCGUCCACAAUCUUUAUGUGAGAAAUCAACACACGUCUUUUUCUUUUCUGUGCCUUGUAGAGAUAUAAAAACAGAUAAAAAGAGGCAACUCAUGAAUGCACGUAAUGGGACACACCUAUUCUAGAAAGCUUGCUAUUAAAACACCUCCAAAAUCCUCCAGAAAGGUUUUUAUGGUUGUCUAUAUACAGUAUUUUGCCGUAUUUUGGUAAUUUUAAGCAGACCAGAACUUCCUUCUUGGGUGCAUUGAUUUCACAUAGCAACAGUGAAAGGAACGCUACACCUAGCGUUAACUUAUCCUAACUCAAGAAGAAAAACACAGCAGAAGUGGCUGCAGCAGUAAUAUGUAGCCUUACCUUUAGCGUGUGGUGAAGCUAGUCGCUAGCCGGCUAGUAGCUAGGCUGUGUGGUGUGGUGAGGUGUCACUACACUAGUAAAGUAGUUCUUCGGUGUAACAAUGUUAAUAACAAUGUCGCGACCAGUCCAGGGUGUACGCUGCCUCUCGCCCAAAGUCAGCUGGGAUAGUCCACCAGCAUACCCCUGCCACCCUAGUGAGGAAAAGCGGCAUAUCUAGAAGAUGGAUGGAUGGAAUAACAAUGUCGCUGUAGCUUGGUUAGUUAAUAUGCAGGUCACAUUAUGUAAAUGCAGUGUUGUUUUUGGAGGUGUUUUUGGAGGUGUUUUCAGAAGGCUUUCUAGGUGGAAUAGUUGCGUCCCGUUAUGUGUAUUCUUAGCUGCCUCUUUUUACAUGUUUUUAUAGUUUUAGAAUGCACAGAAAACAGAAAGACGUGUGUUUAUGUCUCACAUAAGGAUUUUGGAUGAUGGGUAAUUUUUUUUUUUUUUUAAGUGCAGUUUUCCUUUAAGAUGUGCUGCUCUUGGGAGUAAAUAUCAAGAACGGAAGAAAUUAUUUUGCCUCUACAAGUGCUCUGAUAGGUCACCAUCCCGUAGAACUCAUCACCUGGGUUCGUAAUUUAAUGUCAGUAUUGCCAUAGUGAUAGUGGAACAUUUAAGGUGGUACCUUUAGUUUCACUUUAAACAUGUAGCAAAGGUCCACCUUAACAUCCAUGAUAAUAUUAAAGCCUUGUAAAUAGCAUACACUGUAGGUAACUUCACCACAGUUUUAUGUGGGACUGCAAACUGGACAUUAAACGUAAAAAAAAAAAAAAAAGGCAUGUGAAGUCAAUCCUUCAUAUGGCUUCAUUCUGCUGUUCGCUCCAAGUGUGCAGGCACAACUUGUAGGCAAAAUAUGCCAAAGCUUUUCUACCAUUUGCAUAACCAUUUCUAAGUGUGUGAAUGUAUAUUUUCUUCUCUGUAUAACAUAGAUUCAAUAGUCUAGAUAAGAUCAUAUCGCCAGUAUGUAGAAACCGUCAGGGACGGAGGAGAUUUAACAACCAAGGCGCAAAAGAGGUGAAUGAUUCUGUCUGCCUUUUAAGGCCGUUAGCUUAGUUUAGCAUCACUUAAACACAAUAAUGUUGAGAAAUGGAAUCCUAUCUUCUGUUUUUUUAAUACAUCAUCUACAGGCAGUUUCACAAGCUUGCUUUUAUCCCUGUGGUUGUCUUGCAGGCCUUUCCUAAAAUAUUGUCCCAGGCUAGUCUGGAAGGGUAACCCCUUCUCCUUCCGCAUCUUCUUGUAACAGCGCACGGAAUCCAUGACCCCUCCAGCAUUCAUUAGCAUUCACUAAUCUUUAUCCUGAUGGUCGCAACAGGUGAGCGGUAAGGACCAAAAUAGUGGCCAAUAUUGGUGGCCAUGUUUUUUUUAGCUUUUUAUGAUGUUCAUUUUCACUUCCACAGUGAUGACUUUAAUUGGGAGACAUAAUGAAGUGCAAAACGUUAACUAAUCAACGACGUUCUUCUUCCUCAGUGUAGCUGCGCAGGCACAUACUGCAUUCUUGUGCUGUAUGCAGCACGUAUUCUUCCGCCAGGGCGCGCUGUAACUAGUUCUUGAGAGAGUAUGGGUUUCACGGACCAAAAUAAUGUUUUGUUUAGUUUUGGGGUUUUUUCAAAACUUUGUAAACAGAGGACCACCUGUAGUAAAUAAACAUACAUUAAUGCCUCACUGCUUUGCGCUUUGAGGCUUUUUUGUGGCUCCACUCUGUCACGGUUUUUCAAAAAUAAAUCAAGUUAAUAAGAUAAUAUGUAAAAUAUCUUAGUUAAAUCAUGCUGUUUUGUGGUUUAAUGGGCCUAUUAUUUGUAUAAAAAAAUAUAUAUAUAUAUGCUCUUAAGCAAAUUUGACAUAUUUUUUGGAUAAAUGAAGCAUUUUCAAGCAUAAGAAUGGCUAAACAAAGUAAAAUAUAAACAUAAGGUAUUCCGAAGACACAUACAAGGACAAUGUGGUGAUAUGUAGUAUUCUACACUGGUCACUAGGUGUCAGUAAUGUUACUGUCACGUUCGGUGGCCUCAACUCUGAACCCCCGACAUCACGUCCUGUCAAGUAGCACCGGAACACAUCUCCAGCAACACACGCGAGCACGAGUCUUAUGUAUGUCUUAAAUGGCUUAUUUUCUGUUAUCAUGUCUACUGUGUUGGGUAAUACAAGUUUAAAAGUGGCUGUAGGAGUGCUAUUUCAUGUCUAGAGGGCUCUAAUAGUGUUAAGAACCGUAUUUACAAUGUCGUAAACAGGUUUCCUGUGCUUUAACUACGAAAAUAUUCAUUAAGGAAUCCUACUCGCAAAAAUUCAGUUAUCACAGUCGGGUCUAGAACCAAUUAACCGCAAUAAACGUGGGAUUGCUCUAUUAGUUUACUAAUAUGUAAGUAAUUGGUUAUUUAUUGAUUUUUACUGUACAUAAUGACCGUAAUGGCCCCUUGAGAUUGGGUUUCCAGCACACGCCCCUAGCCUGUUGUGCUGCACCUGCCAAGUAUUGAACCUUUUUAACCCUUUAGGGCCACUGUAGUUUUGUCUUGUGGUCUGUCAACCUUAACAUUCGCCAAAACAAAUCAGUAAGUGUGUGUGUGUGUGUGGCUACCCUCAUUUAUAUACACACACAUCAGUCUGACAAGGGAAAUAAAAUAGGUAGAGUAGUAGAGAUAUUAACUAAUGACAAACAUGGACUCUUAAAAGGGGAAGGGUGCGAGCCAGCAGCUACUAUCAAGGCAAGCUGCUAAACUAAGAUAAGCUAAACACCCUUUUUCUUCUACGUCUAUUGCGCUCUUUAAAAAAAACAACAACAACAAAACAGUGUGUUAUCCAGUAUGUUGAACUGUUUAUUGAACAUACAUGUUUGGAUUGAAAAGGUAGCAUCUUCCAAAUCUCUUUCAUUUUAUGUUUCAAUCAUUUUGUUUGCAUGUACAUUUACGGUAUAUGCUUGUAUUAUGCCAAAGCCUGCAGCUUGAUUGGUGCAUGCACAAGCUGCCGAUGAUAGCAUACCUCACUGUUCGCGCUGUAGUUGGCUCACUUCAAAUAUGAGUGUGUGACUCUUUCUGAACGUUAUAUAAAUCUGGUAUUACAUAAACGGCAUGAUAUUGUUGUAUGAAAUGAAUUACCUUCGGGCAUCCUGUAGGUUGUUUCGAUCAUUCUAAUGUUAAUAUAGCAUUCAUAUUUGCAUAGUUUGCUCCUGGGCUCCCCCUACAGGUUUGUUUUUUUACUUGUCAUUGGGAUAAAUACAUUUUGACAAGCUAAACUGCAUGAUAGCAUUAUAUUUUGGUAUAAACCUUCACUGAUUAUUUUUAGUUUAAGCCCAAGCUGCAAUGUUAACAUUGAUACCAAUGCUAACACAGGGGUGUCCAAACUUUUUCCACUGAGGGCCACAUACUGAAAAAUGAGGUUGAUAUGAACUUAUGAUAUUUUGGAAAGCAACACACGUAGAUAUGCUAAGAAGUUAUAUAUAUUUUUAAAGAAAGAACUGCAUCUCUCCAUUUUGUUUGUUUCUCUCAUGACUUUAUGACAUUUUUUUUAUAUUUCAACUCUAUGUGACUUACAUUGUUUUUCCUCAUAAUAUUAUGGCAUUAUUCUCGUAAAAUUAUGACUUUUUCUCAUUAGAAUAUGGCUUUUUUCCUUUAAUAUUUUUUUACUUUAUUAUCAUAAAAUUACAGCUGUUUCUUUUGUUUGUGCUGUGUUUUUUUUUACAUUUUCCAAUUUUUUUCAAAUUAAAACUUUUUUUGAAAAAUAUUUUUUUUAUAUUUCAACUUCACUAAAAUGACAUUAUUUUUCCCUCAUAUUAUUGCAACGUUAUUUUCAUAAAAUUAUGAUUUUUUUUCCAGUUUAGAUCAGAACUUUUUUUCUCUUAAUAUUUUGACUUUAUUCUUGUUGCAUUACUGCUGAUUUUUGCUGUUGUUUUUUUGUUUGUUUGUUUGUUUGUUUGUUUCUGUCUUUUCUUGUGAAACUGUACUUUUAGAAUGUGGCACGGUCUUCAUAUGACCCCUGGGCCGCACCUUGGACACCCCUGCGCUAACACAACACGUUAUUAUGGACCACUUAUGUACCUGAUCCGGGCUAUUAGAGACAGUAAUUAAACCUUUUUGGAGGAAUUACGCUAGCAUACAUAUUGUUUCUUUAAUGAAGUAUCAAGGCUCAUUCACUUGCUGGAAUAAAUUAGGGCUCACGUUCAUUAAAAAUAAUCUACACACCAUUCUAAAUCAGUAUAAGCCUGAGGUGGACGUGUGCAUAGUAACUAACUAAUAACAGUUAAUUUGUAGCUUCCGAUUCUUCUGGGGAUUUGCUGUAAUUUGAUAGCAGUGAUCACUCUUAAUUUGACAUUGCUUGCUGACCCUGUUCUUUUGAUGUGUUCAUGUUUUGGAUGCUCUUAAGUGUUUCUACAAGGCUUUGUGCUCGUACUUGACCAGCAAAGCAUGCCUCCUAUUCCGGUCAAUGCCCUCCCUCAAAAGUAUGCAGAAGUGUAGAUGUGUCCUGUUAAGAUGGAGGUGAAGACAAUGCAAUUCAUGUAACUCCUUUCUUCCAUAUGAUCCCAAGGUGCACAUCAUAUUUGGUGUUCAACCGGAUUUGUAUGAAGGGUUUAGUGAAAAGCAUUGUACUGUAAACUUAAUGGAACUGCUUCUGUGUUCAAAAAAUGCUGCUUUAAUGCUUUCAUCGAGAAAUAAAACUUCUUCCUGGAAGAUGGUGUUUGAGUCGUUUAUC
This is a messenger RNA of Dunckerocampus dactyliophorus (ringed pipefish), 8498 nucleotides long. RefSeq names its product serine/threonine-protein kinase 32C-like. Gene Ontology annotation, molecular function: G protein-coupled receptor binding; ATP binding; G protein-coupled receptor kinase activity. Bases 249 to 1586 code for a protein of 445 amino acids. Gene Ontology annotation, biological process: protein phosphorylation; regulation of signal transduction; G protein-coupled receptor signaling pathway. Lineage: Eukaryota; Metazoa; Chordata; Actinopteri; Syngnathiformes; Syngnathidae. The transcript is spliced from 13 exons. The record is from RefSeq and is a predicted model, not a curated record.